AUGUGGUUGCACCAGUACGACUUCAGGACAUUCUGGGACAAGGGCUGCGUUUCACAUGAGCUCGCAGACGUAUGGAGCAGGACAAGAAAGGUUGCGGCCGACGCGAUCCAGACAGUCGUCUUCCAAAACAAUUUGCAGAAGCCCGUGCACGUCUACUACGCCCCGUGGCGCCUGCCCGAGGAGUACUCGGGAGAGGCCCCUCCGGGCGGCAGCCUCAAGGUCGAUGCUGCCGAUGGCGAGGUGCUCCACGUCUACAGCAAGAGGUCCGGAGGGAAGCUGGUUGCCAAGCGCAUGGUAACCGGCAGCUCCGUCCAGCGCGUCAACCUGGGCAAGAGGCGCGGCGCCGAGCUGUGA
Prorocentrum cordatum is the source of this 354-nucleotide messenger RNA. NCBI's taxonomy places the organism in Eukaryota, Dinophyceae, Prorocentrales, Prorocentraceae. The record is from the annotation of a GenBank genome assembly.